Molecule: messenger RNA, 1250 nt
Organism: Ogataea polymorpha
Lineage: Eukaryota; Fungi; Ascomycota; Pichiomycetes; Pichiales; Pichiaceae
Exons: 1
Coding region: 91-1215 (374 amino acids)
Biological process (GO): maturation of SSU-rRNA
Cellular component (GO): nucleus; 90S preribosome
Source: RefSeq, a predicted model, not a curated record
CCGCGGUUUGCUCUUUCUCGCAAACUGGCAAAGUCCAAAAAAGCGCACCAUGUGAAGCUGCUGACGCUCCCCGAGGACCAAGCACUGAAGAUGAUCAAACAAUUGAAAAGAGAGCUAUUCGAACGUAAAUACCAUUCGGCAUACUCCAAAUUAGAGCGGCUUCUGGGCGGACAGAUCAAGCAGGUGCUCAAGAACAAGACUACGAGGCCAGAAGACCGGAGAGUGUACGAGAAGUUGAAGAAUGAAUUGGAUACGGUGAUUAAACAGAAACUGACCAAGGUGGGGUCCAAGAUAUUCCAUCGCGAAGAGGUGCGCGAGGUCCCGCCAGAGUCUUUUUGGGCAGACCGUGAGAAGCUUAAAGGGCACACGUACGAGACAGAACUGAACAAUCUCGUAUCUAAGUUGUUCAAUAAAAACACAGUCAAAGAGGUGGUGCAGCAGACAGAACAUAACUUCAAGCUGGUUCUUGGUGUUGACAAGAGGGAAGCGAAGACUGAGACCGCCAAACGGAGCGAAAAUGAGCAAAAAAUGCUGCAAGACGAGUCUGACGAAGCGAGCGUUUCUGAGGACAGUGAGAGCUCUGACGAUGAGAAAUUGGACACGAUCUAUUCAACCUACAAGUCUAUGGUGGCUGGGUCGUCUGAUGAGGAUGAGGGCGAGCUUGAAGAAGGUGUAGACUACAAUCAGCUCACAGACCAGGAGCCUAGCGAACAGGCGAGCGAGUCUGACGACGAUCAGCCGGACUUCGAGACGGCAAAGGCAGAGCGCAAAAAACUAGACAACGACGACUUCUUCAGUGAGCUGCAGCUACCUGCUCUGGCCGGCGGGUAUUAUUCUGGCGGAGAGGACGAGGAUGAGCUGGAGCAGGCCGAAAAGGACAUGAAGCAGCUGGCCAAGGAGCGCAAGAACAGACGGGGACAGCGGGCCCGCCAAAAAAUCUGGGAGAAAAAGUACGGCAAGAAUGCAAACCACAUCAAAAAGGAGCGCGAGCGGGUGCAAUCUGAGAGAGAGAAGCAGCGUCUUGCGUACGAGGAACGGGUGCGGAAGAGAGCCGAGAAAAAGAAGCAGGAAGAGGAGAAGAAGAAGCAGGAAGAGGAGAAGCGGCGCAAGCCAUCUGUGGCUGACAAAAUGCAUCCGUCGUGGGAGGCCAAGCGGAAGGCCGAGGAGGCGCUGAAAAACGUCAAGUUCCAGGGAAAGAAGGUGAAGUUCGAGUAACGAGGUGUAGAUAUAGAAUGGAAAAGAAAAUUCAC